AUGCACCUUUCUUGGCUUAUUGGCGUCGUUUUUCUCAUUUCAAUUGCUCAUCCAGCAACAUCGAACAAGAGUUCCUCAAGUCCUCAAAAACACGCGGCAUUUGAGUUCAUGGGCAAACUAAUGGAGAACCACAAGGACGACCCCUCGCCGCCACGCAAAAAAAUCUGCUAUGCCUAUUAUAGUAAAGACUACACAAAAAUGGUGCAGAGAUGCUUCAAUGUCGACACACAUCUGAGCAACAACAUUGAAUCCAACUCUCCAGAUGCCCGCAAUAUCCGUAGACCCAGUUUUGCUCGUCAAGAGCCUGUCGGAUACAAAAAUUACAGAAAAAUUGAACAGAUAGUUGCCGACUUCAAAAGAGCCCCGGUCAAAACCAGACGCAAUUAA
This is a messenger RNA of Caenorhabditis briggsae, 387 nucleotides long. The coding region runs from base 1 to 387 and encodes 128 amino acids. Lineage: Eukaryota; Metazoa; Nematoda; Chromadorea; Rhabditida; Rhabditidae. The record is from RefSeq and is a predicted model, not a curated record. The transcript is spliced from 2 exons.